This is a messenger RNA of Oppia nitens, 6135 nucleotides long. RefSeq names its product probable serine/threonine-protein kinase DDB_G0282963 (gene RhoGEF64C). Bases 271 to 5979 code for a protein of 1902 amino acids. The transcript is spliced from 9 exons. NCBI's taxonomy places the organism in Eukaryota, Metazoa, Arthropoda, Arachnida, Sarcoptiformes, Oppiidae. The record is from RefSeq and is a predicted model, not a curated record. Gene Ontology annotation, molecular function: guanyl-nucleotide exchange factor activity. Gene Ontology annotation, biological process: positive regulation of Rho protein signal transduction.
AAUGGAUAAUAAUCGCAUUGAAGACCCAAACAUUACUACAGUUUACUACAAAACAAAUCCAAAAAAAGAGUUCACACAACAAUGACUUGAAGAUUGAGAGACUGAUCUUCACAUUAUAUUAAGACAUCACACGUUGAUUAUCAUCGAUAUUAUUGCAGCGAUUAGAUUGCGUGUGUGUUAUCAACUUUGGUCUAUCGAUACUUAUUAUUGAUUUGACAUAUUUUGUGUGUUAAUGUGUUGGACAUAACCGAAAAAUAUAUAUUGUGAAUAAUGGACGACCAGAUCAAGAUAUACGACACGGUUCGGGCCGCCAACAACCAGUUCCUCUACUAUAAUGCGUGUCCGGCCAACACGUGCUAUAAUACGACUAACAGUGCAAAACUGAAAAAGUCAAAUCACUGGACAAAUAUCUUUACGUGGAAGAAAAAGACCAAACAAUGUCAGAAUAGUAUAAUUAACUAUCCGUUUGCAUCACCUGCCGAUUCUCCAGGCGUUCCCGUAAUGGCCGCACACAGAUAUAGUGGUUCAAUGUCGGCGGCCACUGGUAUAGCGUAUGCAUACGCCCAGCCAACCAGUCCAAUGCCCGGACCUGACUAUAUAACAGCAACCACAACGACCACCACAACGAUUCACGCAUCCAUCCGAAGUCAUUCUCCAGUUAAACGGCCGAACCAUCAGCGAAACAGUCUGUUCUAUACUCCGUGGGAGUCAUUUCAUGAACAGUCAGCUCAACAUUUAGCCGGCGAGUGCACCUGCAAUGGUGACUAUAGCACCAGCAGCUCUGCCAAAGAUAAGCAACGAUCACUGAGAGGUUUGUCAUCGAAAUCUGUGCCAAUGUUAGCGUCGCCGCCGAGCACUGUGUCCAAUGCUGACCAGUUGUAUGCGAGACGUAUGUCGCGAAUGGAUUUGUAUUCUCUGGACGAAGAGGUCGUCACAGAUAAGCCGAUUGACAUCAAGAGUAAGUCAAGUGAUUCGCUUUUGGACAUCAAGAGGAAGAAGCCAACGACGACUGCGUUGAAUGCCAUAAAAAGCAGUCGAAGCAGUACUACACUGAACGGCAGUCCCUUUCAUAAGCGAGGAAARUCCGAAACGGCCACUGCGUCGACAGUUAACGAACGGUUCCUUAAGUUUUUCAGAAAAUCGUCGACAGAUAUAUACAAUUCGGUUGCGUCGAGAAAGUCGAUACUCGAGUGCAAUGUCAGUGCCUAUGAUCUCAUCAAACAGAGUCUGAAAUCAGAAGAACAGCUGUUUGAAGAUGAAGAGGAGGUGGAGGAGGAAGACAUCGACGAUAGUCUUAGUGAUAACGCCAUCGAAAACGACACAAUUGUGAGAAAAAGUGGUCACAAAUUAUCACAAAACAAGAAGUCAUUCGAUGGCCAUAACGGCACCGGACUUAAGUCAAAGGGUGGAUCAUUAAGUGUUAAUAGUGUCCGCAUCGGUGGCUACGGUGUCAACUUUGUGCUGCCAUCCGCUAAAUUGAGGGCUAGUAUCGACACAAAAACGUUCGCUACAUUGGACUCGAGCACUGGUACUCCAUCUAACAGUUCGUGGAGUGCCAGCUCUGGCGGUAUGUCAUCCGACGAAAGUAUUGUUGUUCCCGAACCUGAUUACGAUUUUACAGACGAAGACGACUACGACGAUACCUAUAGUCGGUCGGCGCCCGAAAUCAGCUCUUCUGAUAAUUUUAAACAUUUGAAACUCUCAUAUUCUCCGCCUUUGCCACCAAAGAGAUUGCAUACGAGUCACCAAACAGAAGAUACAACUAAUAACUUAUUGAUGACACAGUCAUCAAAUGAGACAACUAAUGUGUCAAUUGCUGAUAAUAAGUUGAGUAAUGGACCGCCAGCUCCUCCACCGUUACCACCACCACUUGAAGUACCAAUAAUUACAACUAAACCCGUAAGCCUCGCGACACCUAAAAACUUGUUAAAGCCUAGUUUAGCGGCUGUACCUGACAUUAAUAAUUUCCACUGCGAGCUAAAAGACAAACUAAACUCUGGUGUCAAGUCUAUACUGAAGAAGACUAACUAUAAUCUAUCGAAAAGCGAGAGCGACAUAACUAAACCCGAGUUAAGUGAGUCGUCGUCCUCCGCGCCGUCAACCGACGUCACGUGCGACUAUCUCAGGACAUUCAAAGAGUUUAAAGAGUCACGUCUAAGAAAUAUUCGCCACCGAAAACACGUGCAUUUCAAGAGUCAUUCGCACGACCGACUUAUAAUCGGUACGGAAACCAUUCCCGAAGUAGAGGAAUACGAAGAUCCCAUCUAUGAUGACGUACAGGUGCCCAGCAAUAGUAUCACUGCAAUUGGUGCUACUGAUGAUGCCAGUGACACAAAUACAGACAAUAGUGAUAACAAUAACAACAAUGUAUCAGAUUGUGGUCAUCAAUUCAAUGAGAGUUCAUCAGUAUUGUCGACGACGACAACACCAUCAACAGCGACAACGACAACAAUAGAGAGCGAUAUUAAUAAUAAAAGGACAAUAAAAAGUGUUACAAUAGAUAAUAAUUGUUUAGUAGAUGACACUCAAUUGGGAACGACCACCGAUAACAGGACUGGUAGUAGUAGUAGCACUGGUAGCAAAACAAGAGGAAUCGACCACAGAGAGCCACGAGUGGUAAACUUUAGCGAAUUUGAUCCAAGUGAACACACCGUACCAUCACUGGUCACGAGAGCACAGACAGCCCAGUCCACGCUUUUAAAGGGUUUUGAGCUGACGGCACACAACAACACAUUAAGCGAUUGUCCAAAUCGUUUCAUUAGUAAUAAUAAUAUUAAUAGUUGUAAUAAAAACAACGUUAAAACUAGCGAUAAUAAUCCAGAAGCAGUCAACCAUAAUCUUAAAGCACUGGUAGUGCCCAUAAAAACCGUUUCUCAAUUACCUGCGGCACCAACCAGAACAAUAAAAUCAUCGACGACUACUAGUCCUACUGCUGGCACUACUAGCGAGUCCCGUACUAACAGUGCCGUAGAAAUUAUUAAUAGUUCAGCAAAUUCUCAACAUUCAAAAUCAGCACAAGUAGUCAAACCCGUAACUAAUAGAUCGCCGCCAAUAGCUAAACCCAGAGAUGAUAGGAAAGUACAAUCAAAACAGUCCAAAGUAAAUGGCAGAUCUGCUAUGGCUUCUUCUUCAUCAUCAGUGACGACACCAAUAGCGACACCUAAAUCAUCACCACAGUCAUCACCUACUAAAUCAACGACAAUAUCACCAACAAAAACAACUGUAACGCCAUUGUCUCCAACCAGACGACAGCCACCGCAAGCCGUGGCCAGAGCUAACAAGUUGUCCACAAUUAAUAAGACACAGUCAUCCGUACCGGACAUAAGUCCUACAAAAGAGCGUAAUAAUGGAUCGUCGGUUGCCAUCGUUUCACAGAAAGUCAGUGAUAGACAAACACCAGUCCAGGUUAGCCAACAAAAAGGCACUCAAAAUCACAAUCAAAGAAGUUUUUACAAUAAUAACAACAAUCAUAAUAAUUACAAUAAUAAUAAUAAUCACAUGAAAAAUAAUGGUUUGACUUCUGAUAAUAGUAGUAAUGUUGUUGGACUCGAUAGUCAAACAAAUUUGACGUUAAAUAAUAGCUGUUUUCAUAUGAAUAAUAAUAAUAAUACGGAAAUUGAAAAUUUAGAUUUUAAUAACCAAUCAACCGGUUCGGUAACGACUAUUAAAUCUAUUAUUGAUGAUAAUAGCAGCUAUUAUGGCACCGGUAGUAGCAGCUGUAGUAGUACAAUGGGCAGUGGUAACGGUCUAAGUCUUACAUCAAAUUCCUCUGGCUAUGAGUGCUUAAGAGGCGCCAAUUCAGAUGAUAAUGAACARGAYAGUAGUUGCACACCAUAUAUCACUACUACCGGUCGCACUAAUCCCUAUCUGUGCACCAUUUCUAUCCGCAACGGUUCAGAUAAUAGGGUAAUCAAUCAGACCAGUAUAGAGACAAACAGUUAUCCCAAUAAUCUGUCGGCAAAUGUCAUCCAAUUUGAAUCAAUUGAUUCCUCAAACUCUUUCUCCUCAUUAUACGAUUCCGGUGCCCAAUCAUCUACCGAUUCUCUGACCAAUGAUUGUACGCUUAAGAAGUCGCUGAACAACGAGAGUCCGAUUACUGUUUUCUAUUCAAAUCCAAACGAUAAGAUUAUUAUCAACGUAUCCUCGGACACACCUUUCGAGGGGAUCGAUGAACACAUAUAUGAAGAGCUGGACAAUGAGUCUGUAUAUGUAGACACCGAUAGUAGCCUUGAAAAUGCCAAAUCGAUAUUUGACGGCGCGUCCAAAGAUGAGAUACUCGAGUUUCUCGAAGACGCUAAGGAACGCGUGGGCGAAGAUAUUCUGGUGGGCGACACAACUAUUGACGCCAAUAUCGAGAUAAUGGAGGCCAUCGAUGUAAUUGAAGACAUGGAAGAGAAUCCCAUCAUAAAUGCCAAAAACUUGAUUGAGACGACAAUAUCGUCCAACCGGCGCAACCGUACCAGUAAUGUCAGUAACUCAUCCACCGAGUCUACGGCCACUACAUCCAGUUCCAUAGACAUCGAAGAGGAUAUACUACUGAAGUGUGCCAUCACUAACUCAGCAUCGGUCGGCCAACUGGUUGAACGCAACGACUCAGGUGUCGGCGCCGAGACGUCUAAACCGUCGAGACUAAGAAAGUUGAGUCUCAACGAUGAGGUCGAGCAUCAAUGUGCCGACUGCGAAAUGCAUGUCGAUCCCAACGAGGACGACCAUACGGGACUAUUGCAUUACCCGUUGUUUUGUCACCGGUGCGACAAAAAACGGUCGGAACGUAAAGAAAUCAUAUCGGAGAUUGUGGACACAGAGUUCAAGUAUGGCCGCGAUUUACGUAUUAUUCGCGAAGAGUUUUACCGACCCAUAGAGAUAGCGGGACUGCUGACCAAAGAACAACUCAAAGGUGUGUUCAUUAAUCUGGACGAACUGAUUGGAGUCAAUAGCAAGUUCUCUGAGAAACUACAGGACGCCAUCGAUAUUGCAACAGAACAGGGAGAUGAGGACUUUACUACCGUAAACAUUGGCAAACUGUUUCGGGACAACUCAUCGAUGCUUCACGCGUUUGAGUCCUAUUGUGUCCGCCAGGGAUCAGCUGCACUGUUACUGAAUCACUUGGAAAAGGAGAAAGAGUUGCUGAGAAUAUUCCUACGGGUGUCACAAAUGGAGAACACACUGUUGAGACGUAUGAACCUGAGGUCGUUUCUUGUGGUACCCGUCCAGAGGGUUACUAAAUAUCCAUUACUGUUGAACCGUCUCUACAAAGUCACACCAUAUCAUCACAGAGAUAGGGAAGCGCUGAGAGAGUCCCAACAGAAAGUGGAACUACAUCUCGAGCACAUCAAUCAGCAAACGAAGGGUACGAUAGGCGCAACUACAAGAAUCUGGCGGCGAAUAUCCAAUCUGUCGACAUCUCAUCGACGGCUCAACUGUGUCGACGAUAUCGGAAAUAUCAAACUCAGAAAGGCUGCUCUUGAAAUCCUUAAGUGGAAUCAAGAGGAGACUCAGUUCGUGAGCAUCGGUAAAGUAUUGUUCACAUCUAUCACCGAUUACACCGUUAACCGCAAGACAAAGACGCUAAAGUUUUUGACGGCCAGUGCCUUAUUGGUUACACUGGGCCGGCCCAACCAAAACUAUAGGCCCGAUUUGGUCAACAAUAAUAGCGAACAAGAAAAGGAUUUGAUUUUUCCCAGAGAUAACACCGGUAUUACCGAUUCGGUUCUCCUAUUGAUUAAAGAGAGGUUGGGUCGGUACGCCCUGUGCAAGGAAAUACUAAACCUGAAGACAUGUGUGAUCAGCUCUGAAAGCGAUUGCGACGAAAUGUUUGAAAUUCACGAACAGAUCAGCAAAGAGUCGCUACUAUUUAAGGGCGAAACUGUUACUGAAACCAAAGAUUGGUUGAAACAAUUGCGUUACCAUUCAAAGGAUUUAGGAAACUGGAGACGAAGGCGCAACGCAUUGGCCAACAUUAUGAUGGUUAGACAAUAGGGUUGGACAGCCUUUUUUAAAAAAGUGUCUGUCCUCCUAAAGUUUACCACCAUUUCGUUGAUUUUGCCAAUUAUUUUAUUAUUAUUAUCGAAUCUGUGAUAAUGUGAAAACAUAUAUAUAUUUUAGGACUUUUUUCUAAAUAGGUGUACCUUUUGA